GUUCUCUUUCACCGUCAGUCAUCGUUCAGACUCAGCCUAGUGUCACCGUGUACCGCGGCAUAUUUCCGUCCACCUCAUUCGAAAGCAGCAAAUUUCAAGUCAUUGCUGUUCGGCCUUCUUACAUCUCACACCAAGCUCACACGGAAUAUAAAACACUGGUACGGAUCCUCGAGGAAUCUUCCAGCUUCCCUUCACGUCCUGUCCAUCGCACCCGCCAGAAAAUAGCGCGGAAUUAUACAUCAGAUCCUGUUAUUGCUAUCAAGACCACCGUAAAAAAGGAAGAGCCCUCUGACAGAGAUGAGAUCUCCCCUCUCCUGUACCCCACCUCUCAAAUUUAUGAUAUAAGUGACUGGCAACACCCCGCCGAACUCGAAUACUUGGACGCCGUUGAUUGGUCCAAAGCUGAAGUCGUCAAAUUCCUCAUUACACAUUCGUUCUCCACUGAAUCAACGACGGUCAUUCCUACCUCAUACCGUAUCCCUCUCAUGUUCGUUGCCAACUUUCAGUUGACGUCUCUCCAGCUCGUUCUCUCCGUUGACACAGAUAUUCGGAAAACAGAAUUGAACAAGUUCAAGGGAGGGAUACUUCACAUCUCCAGGCUAUGUGACACGCUGUUGGGUGCAUCUCAGAGAGCCAUGGAUACGUUCGAUAGGGCACUGGUGAGGUAUCGCAUGGAGUGGCUUCUUUCCGAUCCGGGAAAGGUCCAGGAGUUCUGGGAUUUGUAUGGGAAAGAGGAAUAUGAGAAAGACCCCGUGAAACUUGGUAUGUCCUGAGAUCUUCUAUCUAAUUUUGACAUGACGCUCAUAUGAUUACUAUCUAGACUGGAAGAGAUGCGUUUUGAAAGGAUAUAACGGAUUCAAGCUUGAUGAAGAACAAAUAGAAGGUGGUAUCACGUUGAGCCAGUGGUUUCAUGGGCUGAAAGACCAUCAAGGUGAUUAGGUGUGGGAUACUGCCAACGAGUUUCCAUCAUCUCUCACUGCCCUACAAUAUCUUGAACGUUGGAACAAAACAGGAAUUUGGGACCAGGCGUU
This is a messenger RNA of Desarmillaria tabescens, 1031 nucleotides long. RefSeq lists its product as uncharacterized. The transcript is spliced from 4 exons. The record is from RefSeq and is a predicted model, not a curated record. The annotation marks the transcript as partial. Lineage: Eukaryota; Fungi; Basidiomycota; Agaricomycetes; Agaricales; Physalacriaceae.